AUGGAACAGCUGGAAGAUCUUGAAAUAAUUUCUCACAUUAAACAUCUGCAGGAAGAUAUUUAUACAAUGAAAACGUCAUCUAGCAGCAUAAUUAAAAAACAAGAACAACUGCAGAAGAAUUUAACAACUCUCUUCCACGCAGUUUCAAAUGUUGAACAGAAUGCAGCUUCUGUAGCAAAAAACGUAACUUUGGCAAUUGUGACAGUAAAAACUGACAUGAGGCGCAUUUCAGGCCUAGUCUCAGAUAUAAAUGUUUUGACAGAUUCUUUGCAAGCACUGGAAGAUAAAGUAGAAAAAGGUGAAAAGACCACAGUAAAAAACAUAGGUGACCUGCUUACGAGUAGCAUCGACCGAAGUACUAAACUACAAAGCUUGGCAUCCAGUAAUGCAAGAAAAAUUGAGCAAAUUAAGACAGCAUUAUCUGAUUUAAGGAGUGAUUUUAACAAGCAUUCAGACAGGCUUUUGAGUCUUGAAGGUGACAGAGCAAAAGUUCUGAAGACAGUCACAUUUGCAAAUGAUUUAAGGCCCAAGAUGUUUAAGCUUAAAAAGGAUUUUGCCAUCUUGGAGCCUUUAAUAAGUGACCUAACGCUGAGAAUAGGAAGAUUAGUGGAGGAUGUAUUGAAACGAGAAAAGGAAGUUGCUUUACUGAAGGAGAAAUUGGACAAUCUAACAAGAGUUCAAACUGAGGCCAAAGACAUGAAAGAUGAACUAUCCAAGAUUUCAGACAUCAACUGA
This is a messenger RNA of Merops nubicus (carmine bee-eater), 735 nucleotides long. Its product is annotated as inhibitor of nuclear factor kappa-B kinase-interacting protein-like. The coding region runs from base 1 to 735 and encodes 244 amino acids. The record is from RefSeq and is a predicted model, not a curated record. The transcript has a single exon. Lineage: Eukaryota; Metazoa; Chordata; Aves; Coraciiformes; Meropidae.